UGAAAGAAAAGCUGAAUUCAAUUAACGAUUGCCUGUCCUCAUGCCAUAGACAUCUUAUUCUCCCCUUUUCUCUCUUUUUUUGAAGAUAAAAGUAAAAUGUCAAGACGAGAAAUGUGGGGAGAGAGGAAAGGAAGGAAUGGAGGAGGGAAUGAGGGGAAAGGAGGAGGGGGAUAUAAGGAUAUUUAUUUUUAUUAAAGAAGCUAAAAACAUAAGAAAUAAAAUAUGUAUUUAUGUAAACGGAAUUGAUGGCAAAUUGAAAGUGAGGAUGGGCAAAAAAGAGUUAAUUUGCGUUAAAAGGAAGGAUGGCGGAAAUUUCGGGAAAAAAAUUUUUAAAAAAUAA
Molecule: messenger RNA, 340 nt
Organism: Meloidogyne enterolobii
Lineage: Eukaryota; Metazoa; Nematoda; Chromadorea; Rhabditida; Meloidogynidae
Source: the annotation of a GenBank genome assembly